This is a messenger RNA of Macrobrachium nipponense, 653 nucleotides long. Its product is annotated as exosome complex component MTR3-like. NCBI's taxonomy places the organism in Eukaryota, Metazoa, Arthropoda, Malacostraca, Decapoda, Palaemonidae. The record is from RefSeq and is a predicted model, not a curated record. The coding region runs from base 15 to 638 and encodes 207 amino acids. Gene Ontology annotation, cellular component: nuclear exosome (RNase complex); cytoplasmic exosome (RNase complex); nucleolus. Gene Ontology annotation, biological process: poly(A)-dependent snoRNA 3'-end processing; rRNA catabolic process; nuclear mRNA surveillance. The transcript has 4 exons.
GAUGACACAGCAAAAUGGCUGCUGGACGUGAUUCCCGUCGUAUUCAAGGUCCAGAGAAGUCCAUCUCUUACACAGUAUUUCAACCAAAAGAAAAGAAGCCUUUCUUGGGAGAUGAUGGAAUGCGUAAGGAUGGACGAUCGGCCAUUGAUCCACGAAAACUUUUUAUGAGUGUGGGUAUUAUAAGUCAAGCCAAAGGUUCAUCAUAUUUGGAAAUUGGAAAUACUAAAGUGUGUUGUGGUGUAUACGGCCCAAAAGACAUCCAAAGAGGUAACGACUUCAAAAUGACUGGACAGGUAAUGUGUGAAGUUAAGAUGGCUCCAUUUUCCAACAUAAUUAGGAAGUCUCCACAACCAGACAAAAGGCAAAGAGAAAUGAGUAGACAAAUGAAGGAAGCUUUAGAGUCUGUUAUUGUAUUGGAAAAAUUCCCAAAGUCACAAAUUGAUGUUUAUUUAACAGUCAUAGAAGAUGAUGGAGGAGCAUUAUCAGCAUGUAUUACUGCAGCAGGAUUAGCCCUUUGCCAUGCCAACAUAGACGUAUAUGAUUUUUUAAUAGGCUCCACUGUGGUAUGUAUAGAUUUUCUAGGUUUGCUAAAGUCCCUUCAAAGGUCCCUUGUUAUUUGUAUUGUCAUUAUAUUUUAAGCAGAGGAAUCUUAG